Meleagris gallopavo (turkey) is the source of this 1825-nucleotide messenger RNA. RefSeq names its product zinc finger and BTB domain containing 48 (gene ZBTB48). Gene Ontology annotation, cellular component: nucleus. The record is from RefSeq and is a predicted model, not a curated record. Gene Ontology annotation, biological process: regulation of transcription by RNA polymerase II. Lineage: Eukaryota; Metazoa; Chordata; Aves; Galliformes; Phasianidae. Gene Ontology annotation, molecular function: DNA-binding transcription factor activity, RNA polymerase II-specific; protein binding.
CCCCUCCCCGAGAAGAAGGCGCUGCGCAGUAAAGGGAAGCCCGGCGCGGGGGCGGCAGGGAGCAGGAAAGGCGCAGCGGUGCCCGUGGAGUGCCCUACGUGUCAUAAAAGCUUCCUCAGCAAAUAUUACCUUAAAGUGCACAACAGGAAACACACUGGAGAGAAGCCAUUUGAAUGCUCUAAAUGUGGUAAAUGUUAUUUUAGAAAAGAGAAUCUCCUGGAGCACGAAGCCAGAAAUUGCAUGAGCCGAACUGAGCAGGUUUUCACGUGCUCUGUCUGCCAGGAGGUGUUCAAGAGGCGGAUGGAACUGCGACUCCACGUGGUGUCGCACACGGGGGAGAUGCCCUAUAAGUGCUCCUCCUGCGUGCAGCAGUUCAUGCAGAAGAAGGACCUGCAGAGCCACAUGAUAAAGUUGCAUGGCGCACCGAAGCCCCAGGCGUGCUCAACUUGCUCCAAGUGCUUUCUGUCUCGGACAGAGCUGCGCCUGCAUGAGGCAUUCAAACACCGGGGAGAGAAGCUGUUUGUCUGCGAGGAGUGUGGACACAGAGCCUCAAGUCGCAACGGCUUGCAGAUGCACAUCAAAGCCAAGCACAGGAACGAGCGUCCCUACGUCUGUGAGUUCUGCCAUCACGCCUUCACACAGAAAGCAAACCUCAACAUGCACCUGCGUACACACACUGGUGAGAAGCCCUUCCAGUGCCACCUCUGCGGCAAAACCUUCAGGACACAAGCGAGUUUGGACAAACACAACAGGACCCACACCGGGGAGCGACCCUUCAGCUGUGAGUUCUGCGACCAGAGGUUCACAGAGAAGGGGCCCCUCCUGAGGCACAUCGCCAGUCGGCACCAGGAGGGGAGGCCCCACUUCUGCCAGAUCUGUGGGAAAACAUUCAAAGCUGUCGAGCAGCUGCGUGUCCACGUCCGCAGGCACAAGGGAGUGAGGAAGUUUGAGUGCACCGAGUGUGGUUACAAGUUCACACGGCAGGCACACCUGAGGCGCCACAUGGAGAUUCACGACCGGGUGGAGAACUACAACCCCCGGCAGCGGAAGCUUCGAAAUCUGAUCAUUGAGGAUGAGAAGGCGGUGGUGGUGGCACUGCAGCCACCCCAGGAGCUGGAGGUGGGCUCAGCUGAGGUCAUCGUGGAGUCCCUGUCCCACGGCCCCCUGCCCGAGGAGAUCCCUGUGCAGAGACUCUGUUCAAAUGACAACUUCUCCACGGCAGAUGUGAUUGAGCAGUCACUGAUAAUAACUACAACAAUUCCCGAUGACUGUGGAACAUAACGUGACUGUACGCAUCCUUCCUACCAAACAAAGCAUCGGGCCAGAGUGACUCUGCUACAUUUGUUCUUUUCGGCCUCCGGGAGCUCUAAGUUGUGCAUCCAGCCCUUCUCCCUCCUCCUUCAAGGUAGUGAUCCCAACCCCGGAUUGCAAAGAAUAUUUCUAAUGAAGUGAUAAUCAGGUAUCAAAUUAAGAAAUAUGAAGCUACUCAGAACAACUACUUAAAUAAAUGUACAUACAAUGUAUGAGACGAGAUGUGAUUGAUGACUCCAUACGUGUAAUACUGUGGAUUGUUUUUUAAUGAGCUCUCAGCUGCGGCUGGAAGGGAAGGCGAGCUCACCUGCAGCUCCAGUGCUAGCUCUUACCUUGCUCCAUUAGUUUUAUGCUGAUGAUUAAAGCUCUUCCAGAAGAGUGUGACACUGUCCCUUUCCUUAAAGGUGCUGAAAUGACCCAUUUCCUCAAUUGAAUCUAUGCCUUGUGGUUUUGUUAAGCUUCUGCUGCCUAUUACUGUUCCUUUACUACAUUAAAGGCAUGGUGUGUUCUCUUA